Molecule: messenger RNA, 1637 nt
Organism: Engraulis encrasicolus (European anchovy)
Lineage: Eukaryota; Metazoa; Chordata; Actinopteri; Clupeiformes; Engraulidae
Product: COP9 signalosome complex subunit 6
Exons: 10
Coding region: 48-998 (316 amino acids)
Biological process (GO): protein deneddylation
Cellular component (GO): COP9 signalosome
Molecular function (GO): protein binding; metallopeptidase activity
Source: RefSeq, a predicted model, not a curated record
UCUUUCCGAAACUCACGCGCGCCUGCGCAUUUGCGUCGACAGACAAGAUGGCGACUAGCAAUGGUGGUGGAAUGGAAGUGGAUGAAGCAGCAGGGCCCAGCGUCAUGGCCUCGGGGGUCACUGGGAGUGUGUCUGUGGCCCUGCACCCGCUGGUCAUCCUCAACAUCUCAGACCACUGGAUACGCAUCCGGGCCCAGGAGGGACGUCCCAUGCAGGUGAUCGGUGCCCUAAUUGGGAAACAGGAGGGUAGAAAUAUUGAGGUGAUGAACUCCUUUGAGCUGUUGUCCCACACAGUGGACGACCAAGUGCACAUCGACAAAGAAUACUACUACACAAAAGAGGAGCAAUUUAAACAGGUUUUUAAAGACAUGGAGUUCCUGGGGUGGUACACAACAGGCGGCCCCCCUGACCAGUCUGAUAUCCACAUUCACAAGCAGGUGUGUGAGAUCAUUGAGAGUCCCCUUUUCCUCAAACUCAACCCCAUGACAAAGCACAGCGAUCUUCCUGUCAGUGUGUAUGAGUCAGUUAUCGACAUUAUCAGUGGAGAGGCCACCAUGCUGUUUGCGCAGCUGACCUACACUCUGGCCACAGAGGAGGCUGAGAGGAUAGGAGUGGACCAUGUGGCCCGCAUGACAGCUACCGGCACAGGGGAGAACUCUACAGUAGCAGAGCACCUUGUAGCCCAGCACAGUGCCAUUAAGAUGCUCCACAGCCGGGUGAGGGUGAUCCUGGACUACGUCAGAGCAGUGGAGGCUGGUGAGGUUCCCUACAAUGGUGAAAUUUUGCGAGAGGCCAACGCCUUGUGCCACAGGCUACCUGUGCUCAGCACCAUCAAGUUCAAGACCGACUUCUACGAUCAAUGUAACGACGUGGGUCUCAUGGCCUACCUGGGCACCAUCACAAAGAGCUGCAACAGCAUGAAUCAGUUCAUCAACAAAUUCAACGUCCUCUACGACCGCCAGGGCAUCGGCCGAAGAAUGAGAGGCUUGUUCUUUUGAGGAGGAACGAAAGAAAGCUAUUACAAACCCCAAAGAUGGGAUGCAUUUGACUCUUGAGCUGCUUUCAUACAUGGCCUAAUGUUCAGAAUUCUCCGCAGUGGUGUGUUUAUGAAAGGCAAGGCAAUUGUCAAAACUACACAAAUAGUUUCCAUGAACUUGCUUAUCUGACCAGACGCCGUAAAAUUCAUAAAUCUAUGUCGGUUGGGUAUCCACUCAAAUCUAUGAAAUGUUUUUGCUCUCUCAUUAACUCCCUCCUUGGUUGUUCACUUGAAAUUGAUUGGACCUCCUCCACAAAAGUCUGGAUUAUUUUCUUCCCCUUGGAGAUAAGUCUGAAAGCAGCUUGUUUGAUGAUGGAAGAUUUUGCAUGUUUUACAGACAACAUUUUGGCAACUCAACUGCCAACCACAGUGAAAGAGUGGAUGUGUCAUGGCACUUUUGAAAGGUCAACUGUAAACAGCCUUUUGCCCACGUGUGUGUGUGUCUGUGCGCAUACUAUGGUAUCUUGUACAGUUGAACUGCCAUUGUACCCUAUCCCCCACUUCUAAUUAUUCUGCAUAGUCUUUAAAAUGUUAUUUUGUUUUAUUGUGAAAGCUGAAGUUAUCAGCAAUUAAUAAAUGGUAUUGUUUCUUUAAAAUAUGA